CUAGUCAACAGAAAGCUCGCUUCUCCGCCCUUAAAUUCGCCAUCUCCAUGGAGCUCUUCUCAUGAAUGAAAUGGAAUCCCAUUAUGUUUUCAGGCUUCUCGUACUUCUCCUCACUCUCCGGGCCGCCAUUUCCGAAAUAUUCUUCGAAGAGCGUUUCGACGAUGGAUGGAAAGAGAAAUGGGUAAUAUCCGAUUGGAAGAGGAGCGAAGAUAAAGCUGGGAGCUUUAAACACUCGGCUGGCAACUGGAAUGGUGACCCCGAUGACAAAGGCAUUGUAACAUACCCUGAUGCAAAGCACUAUGCCAUAUCUGCAAAGAUUCCAGAAAUAAAUAACAAGAAUAAGACUCUCGUGGUUCAGUAUUCAGUCCGGUUUGAGCAGGAGAUUGAAUGUGGCGGUGGAUAUAUUAAGCUUCUCUCUGGUUAUGUCAACCAGAAAAAUUUUGGAGGUGAUACACCAUACAGUCUUAUGUUCGGUCCUGACAUCUGUGGUACACAGACAAAGAAGAUCCAUGCUAUAGUUUCCUAUCAAGGGCAAAAUUAUCCAAUUAAAAAGGAGUUAGAAUGUGAAACUGACAAGCUCACUCAUUUUUACACAUUCAUUAUAAGGCCAGAUGCAACGUACAGUAUCCUUAUUGAUAACCGUGAGAGAGAGUCUGGGAGCCUGUACCAGGACUGGGACAUCCUUCCUCCUCGGAAGAUCAAAGAUAUUCAUGCAAAAAAGCCUGCUGAUUGGGAUGAUAAUGAGUAUAUUGAAGACCCUAAUGAUGUGAAACCAGAGGGAUAUGAUAAUAUUCCAGCUGAGAUUCCAGAUCCGAAGGCUAAAAAGCCUGCUGAUUGGGAUGAUGAAGAGGAUGGAAUAUGGAAACCAGCAAAGAUACCAAAUAGAGCAUUUAAGGGACCAUGGAAGCACAAGAAAAUUAAGAACCCCAACUACAAGGGGAAGUGGAAAAUUCCAUGGAUUGAUAACCCAGAGUUUGAAGAUGAUCCCGACCUCUAUGUGUUGAGGCCGAUUAAAUAUGUCGGUAUCGAAGUAUGGCAGGUCAAAGCUGGUUCAGUGUUUGACAACAUUUUGAUAUGUGAUGAUCCACAAUAUGCAAAAGAAGUUGUGGAUGAAAUAUGGAAACAUAGGGAGGCUGAAAAGGAGGCAUUUGAAGAGGCAGAGAAAGUGAGACGAGCUCAUGAAGAAGAGGAAGCUAAAAGAGCAAGAGAGGAAGGUGAGAAGAGAAGAAGAGAGAGGGAUCACCGUUACAAGCGCCGGAGAAGGCAUAAUCCACGUGAUUAUGACUACUACCAUGAUGAGCUUUGAGAUCUGCUGCAAUGAUUUUCUGGAAAUGAGGGACUGUUUCGAGGCAUAUAUGGACGUUUUUGGUGUUCUUUGUCUGCGGGUUUAGGCUCUUCUGAUGAUGCUUCAUCCCCUCAUUUUACAUAUUUAAAAUGGUCUGUGAUUAUUGUUGUGACAUUAAAAUGGAUUUGUAGUUAUUGUAAAAUGAAAGUAAUAAUAAGAAGAGUAAUCUGCAUUUGUAUGUACUUGCCAAUGCCAAAAGAGGGUUUUGAUUUUGCAAACUCUAUAGGUAGAACUUUAGAUGUAUUUUUUAAAUACUACACAAACUUUAUUUUUAAAUUCUACAGAAAUUCUUAAAUAAGAUGAAUUGAAAACAAUUUCAAUCAAGACAUUGUAAACUG
This is a messenger RNA of Cuscuta campestris, 1683 nucleotides long. The record is from the annotation of a GenBank genome assembly. Lineage: Eukaryota; Viridiplantae; Streptophyta; Magnoliopsida; Solanales; Convolvulaceae.